CAAACUGACGCAGCUUUCAAAAGCUCCUCAAGGCCUCUCGGCUGACUGUGGUUAGUUGGAAGGAACCGUUGCCCAGUGAGAAAGUGAAUCGUUGGAUUCGAUAGACACAAUGAAAACAGAAGAGCUGGUUUCUGUGCUGCACCUUGUUUUUAUUUUGAAAUUGAUAGAUGAAACAACCAGUUUGCGACCGAAGGUGCCUUCUCUACCCAUUCAGGCAGAAGAUGACCCCGUCCAUGGGAAAGGAACUGCAGGCUGCUCUUUCGGUGACAAGCUUUACGCGCUCCGGGAUAUCUGGCACCCUGACUUGGGACAACCCUUUGGAAUCAUGCACUGUGUCGUUUGCCAUUGCGAGCCGCAAAUAAAUCGAAGAGGCAAAGUUAAUGGCAAAGUAAACUGCAGAAAUAUUAAACACGACUGUCCCGAGCUGCCCUGUCGUGCCCCUGUUUUAUUGCCCGGACACUGCUGCAGAACCUGCCCGAAAGACAACGCCAGCAGCUUCAGGAAGAAACCAGAGGAGAUGUUCGAUGGAUUUGAACAUUUUCCUCUUGAAAAAGAGGACAAUCUGCAAAAAAGCCCCAAUGAUCGUUCCUACAUCACCUCUGAGGAUAUUUCAAUGGACGACAGUAGAACAGAUUUUGUAGCCUUGCUCACAACAUCUGGACGAUUGCCAGCAUCCAAAGGAGUGGCUAAGGCUCGACUUACUCUGGUCAGAUCGAACCUCAUCUUCGCCAUUCAUUAUGAAAGACUCAGCCGUCCUAUCAGGGUUAGCUUUCGGGAUCGUGAUGGUAUUGUUUUAUUUGAACAUCCUGUCCACAAGACAUCUUCUCCACAAAACAAUCUGAUCUGUGGCAUGUGGAGGAACGUGCAUAAACCUUACAUCAGGCUCCUCAAAUCUGAUCAGCUCCGUGUUGCACUGAUGACACAACUCCAAUCGGAUGUUAGCAUCCAAGGCAAGAUUGUCAAACACAGAGCACUUUUCGCUGAAACAUUUAGCUCUGUUCUGACUUCAACGAACCUCGAUCACUCAGGUGGGAUUGCCAUGCUGACACUCAGUGACAUUGAGAAUAACUUACACUUCAUCAUCAUGUUUGAGGGUUUGUUGAGGAGGAGUACAAAAGAUCAUAGCAUGGUGCCCGUGCGAGUGCAGCUGCUUUACGGAAACCAACCACUGAGAGAAGUCAGAGCCAACAUAACAACCCGUGACUCUGAUUUUGCUGAAGUGCUGACUGAUCUCAGUGACAAAGAGAUGUUCUUGCUUUCACGUGGCCAGCUAGAAAUUGCCCUAGAGACUGAGGGCAGAAAUCCAGAUCGUAUUUCAGGAUUCAUCACAGGCAAGAAAACAUGUGAUACUAUUCAGAGCGUACUAUCAGGUGGAAAUGCUCUUACACCAACCAAAACUGGUGCUGUUGGCUCAGCAAAAUUUACUUUGCAUGAUAAUGGUACUCUACAAUUCCAGGUACAAGUAGCUGGUACAACCAGUGAAGUCAUAGGACUCACAAUUGAAACUAAACCGCGGCGCAAGAACAAACGCAAUAUUUUGCAUGACAUAACUUCUGACUACAGGAAUAGUUUUGCAACUGGAGUUAGCAAUAGGCUGAAUGCUAGAGACAUACAUAUGCUGUUACAGAAUGAACUUUUUAUCAAUAUUGCGACAAAGGAAUACGAAGAGGGGGAGUUAAGAGGGCAAAUCAAUUCUUUACUCUACAGUGGUCUUCAAGCAAGAUACCAUGAGCUUCCAGUUCCUCUGGCUGGACAAUUUGUGGUGCCCCCUAUAAAGGCUGGCUCGGCAGGACAUGCGUGGGUAUCCUUGGAUGAACAUUGCCACCUGCAUUAUGAGAUAGUUGUGGCAGGGCUCAGCAAAGCUGAAGAUAUUACAAUUAAUGCACAUCUCCAUGGAUUUGCUGAGAUUGGGGAAAUGGAUGAUAACAGUGGGGAGCACAAACGCCUCCUUAAAGGCUUUUAUGGAUCAGAGGCUCAAGGAAUCUUAAAGGAUAUCAGCACUGAGCUUCUAAGACAUCUUAACAGAGGAACUGCAUUUAUACAAGUUAGUACGAAGCUUAAUCCCAAAGGAGAAAUACGAGGCCCGGUGCUGAUUCAAAACGAGUGUGAAUCGAAAGGAUUUGUUAUACCUAAAGAAACUGAUUAUGAAGAAAGCCUCUUUCAGGAAAUUAAACCUGAUCCAGAGGAGUUGAAGAAGGAUCCAAAUUCAUGUUUUUUUGAAGGGCAACAGCGAGCACAUGGGUCUCAAUGGACACCAAACUAUGACCGGAAGUGCUCCAUCUGUAGUUGCCAGAAAAGGACUGUAAUAUGUGACCCUAUCAUAUGUGUUCCUCUGAACUGUUCAGAAAUCAUUCAUGUUGAAGAUAAAUGCUGUCCUGUUUGCAAAGAUAAAGCAGAAACAAAAGAUUUAAAGAAAACAGAAGUUGAGCAGGUUGAAGGUUGCUAUUUUGAUGGGGACAAGAAAUGGCAUCCUGCUGGGACUACCUGGCAUCCAUUUGUACCACCCUUUGGAUAUGUGAAAUGUGCAGUGUGCACUUGUAAGGGGGCUACUGGGGAAGUUCACUGUGAGAAGGUUCAAUGCCCUUAUCUACCGUGUAGCCAACCUGUUAGAAAGAAUGCAUCAGAUUGCUGCAAAGAGUGCCCAGUUACAGAGAUUACCCCUUUUGACCAUACAGACAUGAUGCAGGCUGAUGGUCCCAGGCCCUGCAAAUUUGGGCGUCAUACAUAUACGAACAAUAAUAAAUGGCAUCCUGAAGUUCCUCCGUUUGGGGAAAUGAAAUGCAUUACUUGCUGGUGUGAUGAAGGGUCCACAAAGUGCCAACGAGAGAAGUGUCCAGUACUAACAUGUGAGAACAUUGUAAAGCGACGACACAAGUGUUGUCCAGAGUGUGAAGAUCUGACUUCAUAUUAUGAUGAAGAUGGAGAGAAUUUAAAAAGCCGAAAGAAGGGGAAAAGUAGCUGGGGUUCCAAACCAUAGUCGGACUCAUCUUUUCUGAAUGCAUUGCACACAUCAAUGGACAGAGUAUGCAUGUGAUUAGCAGUACGCUAUGAUGUCUUCUUCAGUUGCUCAAUCUGGGGUUUUGAGAACUUCAUUUGAAAGCCCAAUGAAGAAAAAUGGUUAAUUUAAGCACACUCAGCAGAUUCAGUGUUUGGUGCAGUUAAUCAAAGGAAAACCAAGAUAUUGAACACCAUCAGCAAGUCUGUGAUUUGCUCUUCAUACUGAAUUCAUAAUUGUUUACCUCGUACUCUGGUCCUUGUUUGAAGGAACAUUGUCACAACCUGCAAGAAUCCUAUUAGUUACAUGAAGCUCAGUUUGGAAGAGCUUUCAGAAGUUGCAUGGAUGGGCUAAAGAUGACAUAUCCAUCUCUAAAGCAGCUCAGUGACCCAUGAUCAAUCAUUUGUCCCUCUAUUCAAGUGACAUUGAUAAAUAAGGAAUAGAUUUUUUUGUAUAUUGUUAGCCAUUUUUAUUUUCAAAUGAGAAAACUUUGUGCUUCUCAUCUGUAUGUUAAAUGUUUCUUGAAAUGCAAAUAGACAAUCAUAUUAUUAAAGCCAAGAGAAUCACAUGGGAGUGUGAACUCUAUCCAAUGAGGGAUUUCCUGGGAAGGAGACUCAGAACACAGUGAGUGAAAGAAAGUGAUUUUUUUGUGCUUUUUAACAAUUUGCUGAUAAGUUUCUGUUGCAAAUUCCAAGUGGAGGAAGCUGUUUCAUUCACGUGACUUGAUCUCCAUUACAAUUGAUCCUCUUUGCCUUCACUGUAGAUGAGAUAUGCUUCUGUGAUUGCCAUUUGCGUAUGUGAAAGCCAAGGGAUGAAAGUGUCAGAUAAUUGAUGUGUUAGUUUAUGUGUACGAGGUGAUUCACAUGCGCACCGUCAGCAAGCACCAGCUGCAUUCUUCAUAAAUUCCUCAUAAAGACUUCAUUUGUAAACCUCUGGAAGGAGGCUUUUGUUGAGAGUGUUAAGUCUAACUAUGAAAUAGAUUGAGUGUGGUGAAAAUAAAGAAGGAUUAGUGAGGACUGUGCCUGAGGCCCACCUACUAACAUUCAGUGUAAAUCACAGCAUUAAAAUGGAAGUGUGCCCUCCCUGCCUGUGCUGUAUGUAACUGUAUCAAUGUGAAUAAUGACUGGACACUGCUGUAGGUGAAGCCACGGAAUGUAAAUAAUGUCAGUGCUUCAGUUUUCAUUGUUUUCCUCAAUAUAUUUCUAUUUAAUGAAAGAAUGCCAUGGUGUACUUACUGAUAAAAUAGAAAGCAAAUCACACCUCAGUGCUGGAGUAUAUUU
This is a messenger RNA of Rhincodon typus (whale shark), 4275 nucleotides long. It is a transcript of the gene chrd, whose product is annotated as chordin. The transcript is spliced from 23 exons. Bases 110 to 2977 code for a protein of 955 amino acids. The record is from RefSeq and is a predicted model, not a curated record. Gene Ontology annotation, biological process: multicellular organism development. Lineage: Eukaryota; Metazoa; Chordata; Chondrichthyes; Orectolobiformes; Rhincodontidae. Gene Ontology annotation, molecular function: protein binding.